Molecule: messenger RNA, 1173 nt
Organism: Purpureocillium lilacinum
Lineage: Eukaryota; Fungi; Ascomycota; Sordariomycetes; Hypocreales; Ophiocordycipitaceae
Source: RefSeq, a predicted model, not a curated record
AUGUCCUACUACGAUAACCAGCAGUGGUCCGGUCCCGGCCAGAACAACUGGGAGCACCAGAGCGGCACCUCCACCCCUGUCCGCAGCGCUGGUGCGAGCGCUCCCCAGCCCCAGGAUGAGUUCGCCUUCUCCUAUCAGUUCGAUGAGGUCGACCGCGCCUUCGAGAACUUGUCAAAGUCCGGCAAGGGCUAUGGCAUGGGCGGACGUCGUGAGUUCCCGAAGACAGCCGACCAGCUUGCUGGAGCACGCCCCCAGGCCAACAGGCGUGGUGGUCUCGCGCACGUUGUCAGGGCACCGACUAACCAGGCGGCCCCGCCUGCUAUGCGAGUAGAUUCUCGUGUCUCCCACGGUGGCGGUCCUCGCUCUCACCACAUGAAUGCGUUUGACGAUGCCCGUGGGCCCCCGGGCCAGAACCUCCACAACUUCUACGCGACCCAGCGCCACCAGCCCUCUCGCGGCAGCAACGAGGCGGAGCAGGUUAUGCAGGCGAAGAGAAGGAUGGCAGCCCAGCGGGAGCGAGAGCUGCGCAACCUCCACACGGAGCAGCAAUACCAACGAAAUGUCUUGACCGAUGUGGCCCAGCAGAGCGGCAAGCACAUGUCCGAGGAAGAGACGCGCGAGCUCAUUGCCCGCCAGCGCAGCGCCUUGUACGGCGAAGGCCCGUUUGCCGACAAGAGCGGCUACGUCGACGAGACCGGCAACAUGCGACCUGGAGCCCCCGUCGCCAGUGGCCCUGCUAGCCUCCGCGGCCCCUCGCCUCUGACUUUCGACAACAUUGGCCGUGCUCCGUCGGGCGCCGAGAUUCCCACUCCCGGUUCGGCGAGCGACCACGCGCAAACCAACCCCAGCCCGCGCCCCCAGUCCACAACUAGCCCUCAGACGGCCGGCCCUACCAACAAGGCCUUUGAGAACGCUGUCGGGCCCCAGAGCCGCACGAGCAACUCGAGCCCGACCGGCGGAUCUCCGCCUCGCGACCUGGCCCCUGGCUCCAAGCCGGGCCAGGCGGGUGCCCCCGUUGCGCCCAUCGGCACCCGGCCAUCCGGCACGCCGUCGGCAGGUGCCUCUGGGAAGCGGUCGACGACGCCCCUCACCUCCUCGGGCGGCUGGGGCCGCGGCAACGGCGUUUGGGGCCAGUCGUCGGGCAUCGGGGCUCAAGCCAGCGUCUGGGGUUAG